GGAGGAAAACAAAAAAGAAAGAGUAAGCUUAUUGAAGAAGUAGGAGGAAGACGCGACAGAGUGAGUAGUUAACUUUCUUCUUCUAGUUGACAGCAUGGCGUCAGACAGCAAACAGUUUUGGAUACCUCUCGAAUCGAACCCCGAGGUUCUAAAUAAGUUUAGCUGGAAUGUUGGUGUCCCUUCCAGUUACAAAUUCCUUGAUGUCUACGAUUUGGAUAAGGAACUGUUGGAUACUAUUAAAAAGCCUUUAGCUGUGAUGUUACUUUACCCUCUCACUCAAAAGGCAAUUGAUAAUCCUAUUGGUAAAGUAGAAGAGAAGUCUGAGUUAUAUUUCAUCCGUCAAACAAUCGGUAAUGCCUGUGGUACCAUCGCUCUUGUACAUGCAUUAGCUAACAAUGCAGACAAGAUAAAUUUCAAAGAUGAUGGUUACAUGAAGAAAUUCAUAGCAGAAACCAAGUCAAUGACCCCAGAAGAAAAAGCUUCAUAUCUUGAAUUCAAUCGGGAAAUGGGCGUAGUCCAUGAAGAUUGUGCUCAGGAAGGGCAAACUCAGGCCCCUCCACGUGACCAAGCAGUGGUCCGUCACUUUAUUACAUUGAUUUCACGCAAUAACAAACUUUAUGAACUUGAUGGUAGGAAAGAGGGACCAGUUUGCCAUGGAGAAAUCAACAAGGAGUCAUUUUUAGAGUCUGCUGCAGCUAUGGUGAAGAAGUUUAUGGCUAGGGACCCCGAGGAAAUGGACUUCAGCGUGAUGGCUCUUGCUGAGGAUUGAAAUCCCUCAAGUACAGCUCAGUACAGAACAAUCCAUAUUUUUUUUUCUCUUUUUUCUGGCAGUCCAUUUAUAAUAAAAAUAUUGUUUUUUUUUUCUCCUUUUUCCCCCCGUUUAUUUUUAUUUAUUUUCUUUAAUUACAAAUUCUUCCUUUGUCCUGUGAACUCACCACUGUCCGCAUCGAUGAAAAUCUCCUCAUGGAUAUAUCAAAUUAAGGGCACUUUCAUCAUCAGUCACCAUGCAGCAGUGGUACCCAGCACUGAGGCAAGGGUUAAACACGCAGCUGUUAAACGUUUAACGAAGAUAGUGACUGGCUAAAAAGUAUCGUUGUGGCAAUAUAUAUGUGUCUGUGUCCAUGUAUAUAUAUGUGUGUGUAUGUGUGUGUAUAUAUAUAUAUAUGAACACACAAAAAGUAUUGUUGUGGCAAUGUGUGUAUGUAUACAUGCAUGCAUAUGUAUACAUACACAUGCAUUGCACAAUCUGCACAUAUACAUACAUAUAUAUAAUUGCAGCAGCUAUGGUUGCUAUGGUGCAAUAAUUUAUUAGUUUAUUUGGCUUGUUUGCAUGUAACUUAAUGUCAGAUCUGUCUGUCUAGCUAUCUUCAAAGGAGAGGGUCAAGGAUUGGUUGGCCGGCCUGUCAGUCUGCCUAUCCAGAAAGGAGGGUGGUGAGUCACAGGCUGGUCUGUCUUACUAGAAAGGAUGUUGGAGAGCAACAUGUUGGUCUGCCUGUCUAGAUAGGAGAGUGGAAAGUUAUGGGUUGGACUUGCUGUCUGUCUAUUUUGAAGUGUGGAGAGUCAAGGAUUUGUCUGGCUGUCGAAUUAGAGUGGAUAGUUAAAGAUUGGUCUGUCUGUCUAAUUAGGUGAGUGGAGCAUCAAAGAUUGAUCUGUCUGUCUGUCUAAUUAGGUGAGUGGAGAGACAGAGUGGUCUGUCUCUCUGUCUAGUUAUGAUGUUGGAGAGUCAUGGAUUGGUCUGUCUUGCUAGUCAGGAUGUUGGAGAGUCAUGGGCUGGUCUUGCUGUCUGUCUAUUUUGGGAAGAAAGUGGAGAGCUAAGGAUUAGUCUGGCUAGAGUGGAGAGUCAAGGAUUGGUCUUUCUGUCUAAUUAGGCGAUCAGAGAGUCAAGGAUUGGUUUGUCUUUCUGUCUAAUCAGGUGAUCAGAGAGUCAAGGAUUGAUCUGUCUUUCUGUCUAAUCAGAUCAGAGAGUCAUGGAUUGGUCUAUUUGUUUCUGUCUAGUUAGGAGGAUGGAGAGCCGAGGAUUGGUCAGUCUCUCUGUCUAGUCCGAUGUUGGAGAGUCAUGGGUUGGCUGGUCUGUCUGUCUGCUUAGAAAGGAUCCAGGAUACACUAGUCAUUACAUCUAUGAUUCCCUGUUCUCCUUAUGCAUUUAUUAAGACAUAAUGUCCAAUGGUAUAUAAUUACAUCCUUUAACAUUGAGUUCAGUUUGAUUUCAUCCUUCUAGGAUUAAAGUAUAACCAGGGUACUAUCUAGUAUAGUGGGUAUGGAAGUGGUGAUUGAACCAACUGUGUACUCUCCCUAAAUUUUUAGCUUUGUUCCUAUUAUUAUUGUGUUCAAAGUUCAAAUCUUGCCAAGGGCAACUUUGGCUUUAUCCUUUCAGAGUUGAUAAAUACCAGAUGUCUACUGAGGUUGGUAUCAACUAAUUCCCUCUCCGCAAAAUUGCUGGCCUUGUGCCUCAAUCAGACACUAUUAUUAUUAUUAGUCAUAUUUCUAUCACCACAGAUACUACUACACAAAGAUAUUUUAAAUGGCUGAAGCAGUUUAAUAUUGGACUUAAAAGUACAGUAUAGUAUUUGAAACCCCCUCCAGUCAUCAUUCUUGAUUCUAAGUUCAAAUCCUGCCAAGGUCAACUUUACCUUUCAUUCCUCUGGGACUUGAUAAAAUAAGUGUUUAUGGUGUGGUGAUGGUAGAUUGAGAGUGGUUCAUUAAAUAAAAAGAUAAUUGCUUUUUCUCUUCUUCAAUAAUUACCCUUAUUCCUAAUUAACUUUUUCCAUGAUUACAAUUGGUGGAAUGUUAGCGUUGGCAGAGAGUUGAACUAAAUGUUUUACACUCAAAUCCUGCCAUGUUCAACUUUGCAUUUUAUCUUUUCUCGGUCUAUAAAAUAAAGUACCAACAAAAUACUAAGGUCGAUUUCAUCCACUGUGCCCAUCUUCCAAAACGUUUGGUAUUGUCAGUAUUAGGAAUAAAAUGUGUAUGAAAGAAAAAUAAGGGCUAGUUUUGUGAUUGUGGUAUCUGGGGAUGAUAUUGCCACUGCGAGAUUCUUACAAUGACAUACCCCAACCACACCCAUCAAGCCACCUUAUUUCUUUGGAAGUGGAACAAAGGUUGGAUAAAUACGACACCCUCCCUGAUCGUUUAAUUCUAUCACCAGAUUUUCUUACCUCAAGUUGCCUCCCUUGCCAGAAUUGCAUUUUUUUUUUAAAGUAAAAAUAUAUAUAUUUAUAUAUUCCUGUCUCCUCCUUCCCACCGCUAAUCCCUUAUUGGCCACUCCAUCCCCACCUCCCUGGCUGACCAGCUACUCUCCCUGCUCUGACCAGCCACCACCUCGACGUUGUCCGGCCACUCCCACUACCUGCCUGAUUGGCCACUCCUCCCACAUUGACUGGCUACUGCUUCGAUUUGACCCCCACCGUGUGACCACUUCCAAAAUGCCAUUGUCCACAACAUAAUUCUUGUUCUGUCUGCUGUCUCCCUGCCAUUCCAAAUCCUAUUUUGUAAAUUCCAGCUAUGGUUUCUCAACGUCUGUUGCUAACUUCAGGCUUUCACAAAUGUAUGUGAGAUAUAAUUCCAAGCAUAUAUAUAUUCUAAAACAAAUAUAUAUAUAUUUUUUUCUUCUUUUGGUAAAUAAAGCAUUUUGCUUCUGGCUACUA
Messenger RNA from Octopus sinensis (East Asian common octopus), 3644 nucleotides. Its product is annotated as ubiquitin carboxyl-terminal hydrolase. The record is from RefSeq and is a predicted model, not a curated record. Bases 95 to 769 code for a protein of 224 amino acids. The transcript has 9 exons. Gene Ontology annotation, biological process: protein deubiquitination; ubiquitin-dependent protein catabolic process. NCBI's taxonomy places the organism in Eukaryota, Metazoa, Mollusca, Cephalopoda, Octopoda, Octopodidae. Gene Ontology annotation, cellular component: cytoplasm. Gene Ontology annotation, molecular function: cysteine-type deubiquitinase activity.